Ficedula albicollis (Collared flycatcher) is the source of this 2874-nucleotide messenger RNA. It is a transcript of the gene DDX23, whose product is annotated as DEAD-box helicase 23. Gene Ontology annotation, cellular component: catalytic step 2 spliceosome. The record is from RefSeq and is a predicted model, not a curated record. Gene Ontology annotation, molecular function: RNA binding; ATP binding; RNA helicase activity. NCBI's taxonomy places the organism in Eukaryota, Metazoa, Chordata, Aves, Passeriformes, Muscicapidae. Gene Ontology annotation, biological process: mRNA splicing, via spliceosome. The transcript is spliced from 17 exons.
GAGCGGCGGGAGCGAGCGGGGGCAUUGCACGGACACCCGCGGGACCUGCUCGGGGCCCAGGGCCCGGAGAGCGCUGGUGCCACGGCACCAGGCAGAGCCCCGAUGGCCGGAGAACUGGCAGACAAGAAGGAUCGCGAUGCGUCCCCGGUGAAGGAGGAGAGGAAACGUUCCCGCUCCCCUGAGCGGGAGAGGGAGCGGGACCGGGACCGCAAGAGCUCCCCGGCCAAGGAGCGGAAGCGACACCGAUCCCGGGACCGGAGGCGGAGCCGCUCGCGCUCCCGGUCCCGCUCCAAGUCCACAGAGAGGGACCGGCGGCACAAGGAGCGGGACCGUGACCGCAGCAAGAAGGAUCGGGACAGGGACAAGGAUGGGCACCGGCGGGACAAGGACAGGAAGCGAUCUAGUUUGUCCCCGGGCAGGGGGAAGGACUCCAAGUCUCGGAAGGAUCGGGAGGCACGGAAAGCAGAGGAAGAGGAGGAGAAUGCACUGAAAAAGGAGAAAGCACAGCCGCUGUCCUUGGAGGAGCUGCUGGCAAAGAAGAAGGCAGAAGAGGAGGCAGAAGCCAAGCCCAAGUUCCUGUCCAAGGCCGAGCGGGAGGCCGAGGCCCUGCGGCGGCGGCAGCAGGAGGUGGAGGAGCGGCAGCGGCUGCUGGAGGAGGAGAGGAAGAAGAGGAAGCAAUUCCAGGAGAUGGGCAGGAAGAUGCUGGAAGACCCCCAGGAGCGCGAGCGCCGGGAGCGCCGCGAGCGCAUGGAGCGGGAGACCAACGGGGCUGGGGGGGAUGAUGGGGGGGGUCCCACUGAGGCUGGGGUCCUGCAGGAGCGCUACCUGGGCGGGGUGAAGAAGCGCCGGCGCACGCGGCACCUCAACGACCGCAAGUUCGUGUUCGAGUGGGACGCGUCCGAGGACACGUCCAUCGACUACAACCCCCUGUACAAGGAGAGGCACCAGGUGCAGCUGCUGGGCCGCGGCUUCAUUGCCGGCAUCGACCUGAAGCAGCAGAAACGGGAGCAGUCGCGGUUCUACGGGGACCUGAUGGAGAAGAGGCGGACGCUGGAGGAGAAGGAGCAGGAGGAGUGAGGUUUUCGGAAGCUGCGGAAGAAGGAGGCCAAGCAGCGCUGGGAUGACCGGCACUGGUCCCAGAAGAAGCUGGACGAGAUGACAGACAGGGACUGGCGCAUCUUCCGCGAGGAUUACAGCAUCACCACCAAGGGGGGCAAGAUCCCCAAUCCCAUCCGCUCCUGGAAGGACUCCUCCCUGCCCCCCCACAUCCUGGAGGUCAUUGACAAGUGUGGAUACAAGGAGCCGACCCCGAUCCAGCGCCAGGCCAUCCCCAUCGGGCUGCAGAACCGCGACAUCAUCGGCGUGGCCGAGACCGGCAGCGGCAAGACGGCGGCGUUCCUGAUCCCCCUGCUCGUGUGGAUCACCACCCUGCCCAAAAUCGACCGCAUCGAGGAGUCAGACCAGGGGCCCUACGCCAUCAUCCUGGCCCCCACCCGUGAGCUGGCACAGCAGAUUGAGGAGGAAACCAUCAAAUUUGGGAAACCCCUGGGCAUCCGCACCGUGGCCGUGAUCGGCGGCAUCUCCCGCGAGGACCAGGGCUUCCGGCUGCGCAUGGGCUGCGAGAUCGUCAUUGCCACCCCGGGCCGGCUGAUCGACGUGCUGGAGAACCGGUACCUGGUGCUGAGCCGCUGCACCUACGUGGUGCUGGACGAGGCCGAUCGCAUGAUCGACAUGGGCUUCGAGCCCGACGUGCAGAAGAUCCUGGAGCACAUGCCUGUCACCAACCAGAAACCCGACACUGACGAGGCUGAGGACCCCGAGAAGAUGUUGGCCAACUUUGAGUCCGGCAAGCACAAGUACAGACAGACUGUCAUGUUCACGGCCACCAUGCCGCCGGCGGUGGAGCGCCUGGCCCGCAGUUACCUGCGGCGCCCGGCCGUGGUUUACAUCGGCUCCGCCGGCAAACCCCACGAGAGGGUGGAACAAAAGGUUUUCCUCAUGUCCGAGUCCGAGAAGAGGAAGAAGCUCUUGGCCAUCCUGGAACAGGGCUUCGACCCACCCAUCAUCAUCUUCGUCAACCAGAAGAAGGGCUGCGAUGUGCUGGCCAAGUCCCUGGAGAAGAUGGGGUACAACGCCUGCACCCUGCACGGUGGGAAGGGCCAGGAGCAGCGAGAGUUCGCCCUCUCCAACCUCAAGGCCGGGGCCAAGGACAUCCUGGUGGCCACGGACGUGGCCGGACGUGGCAUCGACAUCCACGACGUCUCCAUGGUGGUCAACUACGACAUGGCCAAGAACAUCGAGGAUUACAUCCACCGCAUUGGGCGGACGGGCCGAGCAGGGAAGAGCGGUGUGGCCAUCACCUUCCUCACCAAGGAGGACUCCACUGUGUUCUACGACCUCAAACAGGCCAUCCUGGAGAGCCCCGUGUCCUCGUGCCCCCCCGAGCUGGCCAACCACCCCGAUGCCCAGCACAAGCCCGGCACCAUCCUCACCAAGAAGCGGCGGGAGGAAACCAUCUUCGCCUGAGGCCCCACUGGCCCCUCUUCGUCACAACAGGACCAGCAAGGCUGCCAGGACUGCUCUGGCUGUUCUUUUCCCAGCUCUUUGUGCAACCCAAGGACUGCCCACAAGCAGAGACUGGCGCUGGGAUUAUCCCAAAAUAUCCCCUCUGUUCUCCUGGUCCCCCUCCCCACUUUCCCCACGGAGCGGAGGAGCUGCUGGAGGCUGUUCGGGGGCCGGUCCCUCCCUGCUGCCAGGGUGGGGCUGGUUUUUUUGGGCUGUUCUGGGAACUGUCUGCACCUCAUCCUUUGGGUUUUUGGGGGUUUUUUGUAGCUGAAGCUCCAGGCUGCAGGGAAUAAACCGGCAGCAGCGUUA